AUGGCGAGGCCGGACUCCUCUAUAAAACAACGCUCGGCCGAGAGCGGGAUGACAUGCAGCAUGGACGCCGCGCCGGGAAUGAGCUCUAAGGACGGUCACGCCGCCGCCACCGACGUCGUGUACCUCCACGGCGUCCUCGAGGCGACGGUGUUCGAGGCCGACCACCUCCACAACGCCAUCCAUGGCCGCAUCAUCAAGGCGACGGAGAAGCUGGAGCAGUCCCUGGGCGUGCACAGCGUCCAGCACGGCAGUCUCUACGUGGACAUCGACGUCGGCGCCGCGCGGGUGGCGCGCACCCGUGAGGUGGAGUUCCACUCCACCAGCCCGACAUGGAACCAGUCCUUCCGCCUGCACUGCGCCUACCCCGCCGCCGCCAUCACCUUCACCGUCAAGAGCCAGCACCUCGUCGGCGCCAGCGUCCUCGGCCGCGCCUCCGUGCCCACGGCCAGCGUCGCGACGGGGCGUCCGCUCGAGCUCUGGCUCGACCUCCGCGGCGGCGAGCACCGCCACGAGACUCACACCCCGAGGCUCCGCGUCCGGCUCCGGUUCGCGGACGUCGAGCGCGACCCGUGCUGGGACGCCGGCGUACGGCUGCCCGGCUUCGAGGGGAUCACGCCGGCUUUCUUCCCUGAGCGCACCAACUGCAACGUCACGCUGUACCAGAACUCGCACCUGUCCGACGGGUUCGACCCGUCCGUCCGCCUCGCCGACGGUCGUCCUUACCGGCCGGCACGCCUGUGGGAGGACAUGUACGUCGCCAUACGCGACGCGCGGCACUUCGUGUACGUCGCCGGCUGGUCGGUGAACACGGCGAUCACGCUGGUGCGCGACGCCACCCGGAUGGUCCCCGGCGCCGAGGGCGUCACGCUGGGCGAGCUCCUGAAGCGCAAGGCCGACGAGGGGGUGGCCGUGUUGGUGAUGCCGUGGCAGGACAAGACGUCCGUCGCCUUCCUUGGCAACGCCGGGAUCAUGAAGACGCACGACGAGGAGACCCGGGCCUUCUUCCAUGGAACCAACGUGCGGUGCUUCCUCUGCCCCCGCGACGCCGAAGCCGCACUCACCUUGGUGCAGAGCAUCGAGAUCAGCACCGAGUUCACGCACCACCAGAAGACGGUCACCCUCGACGUUGCAACGAAGGGCUCCGCCGACGGCCGCCACGUCGUGAGCUUCAUCGGCGGCAUAGACCUCUGCGACGGCAGGUACGACGACGAGAACCACACGCUGUUCCAGAAACUAGACACCACGUACUCGCACGACUUCAUGCAGAACAACUUCAAGCACGCCUCGCUGCGCCACGGCGGGCCGAGGGAGCCGUGGCACGACGUGCACUGCAGGAUCGAGGGACCCGCGGCGUGGGACGUGCUCGCCAACUUCGAGCACCGGUGGAAGAAGCAAGCGCCGAGGAGGCUGCGCGGCUUCCUGCUCGACCUGAGCCCAGCGACGUUCCCGGAUCCCUGCAGCUUCAACGAUGGCGACGACACCGACGACUCGUGGAACGUGCAGGUGUUCCGGUCCAUCGACGACGCGUCCGUGGUUGGGUUCCCCACCGACCCGACCGAGGCCGCCGAGAGGGGGCUGACGAGCGGCAAGGACCUCACGAUCGACAAGAGCAUACAGAUCGGCUACGUGGAGGCCAUCCGCCGCGCGCGGCGGUUCAUCUACAUCGAGAACCAGUACUUCCUCGGCGGGUGCGCGUCAUGGGCGGAGGACCGGGACUCCGGCUGCCUGAACCUCGUGCCCGUCGAGAUCGCGCUCAAGGUCGCCGCCAAGAUCCGGCGCGGCGAGCGGUUCGCCGCCUACGUCGUGACGCCGAUGUGGCCUGAGGGGGAGCCGGCGAGCGACUCCAUCCAGGCCAUCGUGCGGUGGAACCGGCUGACCGUGGAGAUGAUGUACCGCAUCGUCAUGGAGGCGAUCGACGACGCCGGGCUCCGCGGCCAGGCGCACCCCUGCGACUACCUCAACUUCUUCUGCCUCGGGAACCGGGAGGCGCCGCGCCCCGGCGAGUACGUGCCACGGGUGAAGCCGGAGGAGGGCACGGACUACUGGCGCGCGCAGGCGAGCCGACGGUGCCCAAUUUACGUGCACGCCAAGCUCAUGAUCGUGGAUGACGAGUAUGUUAUCGUCGGCUCGGCGAACCUGAACGAGCGGUCGCUGGCCGGCAACCGGGACAGCGAGAUCGCGCAGGGGAGCUACCAGCCGGCGCACCUGAACGGGCCGGGUGGCACGCGCGCCCGGGGCCUCGUGCACGGCUUCCGGUUAUCGCUGUGGCACGAGCACCUCAUGGGCAACGUCGGCGAGGGCGCGUACCUGGAGCCCGAGAGCGUGGAGUGCGUGCACGCGGUGCGGCGGGCGGCGGAGGCGUUGUGGGACGCGUACACGAGGGACGGGGUGGAGGACCUGCGGGGCCACCUGCUGCCGUUCCCGAUCAGCGUGUCGGAGUUCGGGGAGGUGACCGACCUGCCGGCCGACGGCUGCUUCCCGGACACCAGGGCGCCGGUGAAGGGGAGGAAGUCAGCCACGCUCCCGGCCAUCCUAACCACUUGA
This is a messenger RNA of Lolium rigidum, 2544 nucleotides long. RefSeq names its product phospholipase D alpha 1-like. Gene Ontology annotation, cellular component: plasma membrane. Gene Ontology annotation, molecular function: calcium ion binding; D-type glycerophospholipase activity. Gene Ontology annotation, biological process: phospholipid catabolic process; phosphatidylcholine metabolic process. Bases 1 to 2544 code for a protein of 847 amino acids. The record is from RefSeq and is a predicted model, not a curated record. Lineage: Eukaryota; Viridiplantae; Streptophyta; Magnoliopsida; Poales; Poaceae. The transcript has 4 exons.